AUGAAGUAUCUCGGGAGAGGGUUUAUAUCACUCCUAUGUACCGUUCUAUCCUUAUUAAAGUGUACGGUCUUAGCCCAGGACUCCUUUUGCGACAAGUACACAAAGGCUUUGUUCGGUGAUAAUACUGGGAGCAACCAGUAUUCAUUUAUGAUCAGGUUAAUCAACACAGCCUUCAUCGGGAACUAUAGUGGGCCGAGCAGUGUCAAAAUUACAGGUAUCUUGUCUCCGGGAACCUUUAAUGGAGACGAGGUAUCUCUAUUACCAUACUUUAAUGGAGGACUUGCAAGCGCAAAUAGAGGGUAUCGGCCUGGAAAUCGAACUAUCAUCAAUUUCCUCGACGAUGGUGGGGUAUUCGCGCUAGGGCAGGGUAAGCCCUCCUACAGUCAAAGGUCGAAGCAGUAUAAGCUAUUCAGCCAUAUGUAUCAAUACUUUGGCGGGAUGCUGGGAUGCUCGCUUUACGGACAAGACGGGUUUCCCGCUUACCAAGGAAGUGCCCGCAUGUAUGAGGUUCACAAAUUCAUGAACCUCGCACCUCCUCAACUAGGGUACUUUAUCCAGGAGCUGAGUUUAGCAGCCAUAUCCCUAGGCGUAGCUGAAGGGGACAUUAUUGCAGUCGCCUCAAUGCUCAACUCAACCUUCGGCCAGGCAUGCGCACCCCCUACCAUAGUUCUUCCCGACGGUAUUCUAGACCUGCAAGCAAUGUGUAUUAACACUGCUUGUCCGCUCGCUCGAGACCCCAGGUGUGGUGGCUACAAUCACCAGGGUGGUUUUGGAAUCAAUCCAACCCCCGCUGAUACGACUGCUGGACCACAAGACACCGAUCUUGCCCCCGUACUAUUCUCAAUUGCCAAUGGUGGAAGGGGUAAAUAUCGAACAAUGACAACGUCCGAUAUAGACAUCACAACUACCAUUUCUGGGAAGAAGACUCUUAUUCCCACCUUCAUAGUGAUUGCGCUUCCAGACGCCCCUAUCUCCUUCACAGCCUCCGAUAUCUUAGUCACAACAAUAAUCGACGAUACAGAGACUGUAGUACCAUCACAAACUCUUGUUCCUAUUGGUGGUGGAUUCACCAUCACCGGUAUAAAAGAAGCCACGACGGAUGGGUGGAUUUUCUCACAGGAAUUCACAUCAGUAAUCCCUUCGUCUGUAAUCGAGGAAGCCACUACCAUUCUCACAGCCGAUAGCUCAGUUAUCACUUCGACAUAUUCAAUCACUGUUGUCAACACAGCACUUUCUGGGUAUAAGGAGGGCCUGAGUUUGGUCACCCUAACUUCGGUAUAUACAUCUGGGGGAGGAGUCUUUACGACAGUCGUUACAACGGAGAUGCGAGAGGUGACUAGCACUAGUACCCAAUCACUGAAUGCUGCAGCAGCCCAAACAGCUGCUCCUUUGGCUAUGGCUCUCAUCGGCGCGGGCGUCCUCGGCCAGAUUGUAUACAUAUAG
This is a messenger RNA of Orbilia oligospora ATCC 24927, 1443 nucleotides long. RefSeq lists its product as uncharacterized. The transcript has 2 exons. The record is from RefSeq and is a predicted model, not a curated record. Lineage: Eukaryota; Fungi; Ascomycota; Orbiliomycetes; Orbiliales; Orbiliaceae. The coding region runs from base 1 to 1443 and encodes 480 amino acids.